CAGUCGGUCCGUGCGGAGCGCUCCUCCAAUGACUCACAUCUGCGGGGGUGGGGAGUCCACGCAAGUUUGAAACUUGGAUUUCAGGGGGGGAGAAAAAAGACAACACAAUGGGAUACGAGCUGGACCGCUUCAAGGGGACCGUGGACCCGGAUUUCAAAUGCAACUUGUGCAAUAAGGUGCUGGAGGACCCGCUCACCACCCCGUGCGGACACGUCUUCUGCUCCGGCUGCGUGCUGCCCUGGGUCGUCCAGCAGAGCAGCUGCCCCGUCAAAUGCCAGCGGAUCUCCACCAAGGAGCUGAACCACGUCCUGCCCCUCAAGAACCUCAUCCUGAAGCUGGAGAUCAAAUGUGACAACCACGCCAGGGGCUGCGACGCCGUGGUGAGGCUGCAGCGCCUGGCCGAGCACGCCGAGAUGUGCGCCUUCUCCCCGGCCAAGUGCCGCAACAGGGGGUGCGACGCGGUGCUCAACCUGCGGGACGUGGACGCGCACAUGCGGGAGACGUGCGAGCACAGGCCGGCGGGGACGUGCGAGGGCGGCUGCGGGCUGACGCUCACCCACCGCGAGCUGAAGUCGAAGAGCCACUGCUGCGUGCGCGCGCUGAAGGCGCACAACGGCGCGCUGCGCUGCAGGCUGCUGCUGCUGGACCGCGAGCUCAAGACGCAGACCAUCCGGGCCAACGACCGGGAGAAGGCGCUCCUGGCGCAGCUGUCCGCCGUGCACGGCGAGCUGCAGAUGACCGCGCUCAAGUACCAGAAGAAGUUCACCGAGUACAGCGAGCGCAUCGACUCCCUCACCAAGACCGUGGCUUUCUCCUGCAAGGAAGGCGAGACUAAAAGCGUGACGGUUGUGCUUCUCCGUGAGGGCGGAUCUCUGGGUUUUAACAUCAUAGGAGGAAGGCCAUGCGCGGACGACAACGACAGCACUUCAAACGAAGGGAUCUUUGUAUCUAAGAUCAUCGAGAAAGGACCAGCGGACAAGGAGGGAGGCCUUCAGAUCCACGACAGAAUAAUUGAGGUCAACGGGAAGGAUCUCUCCAAGGCCACACACGACCAGGCGGUGGAGGCCUUCCGCACCGCCAAGGAGCCCAUCAUGGUCCAGGUUCUGCGCCGAGCCCCGUACCCCAAGCAGGCCGGCGGCCCGGCGGCGGACGCCCAGCUCACGGACAUCAGCACCCAGACCGACAUCACCCUGCAGCACAUCAUGGCCCUCACACAGAUGCCUUCCUCCUCGCCGCCGAUGACGGAGCUGGAGGAGUACCUGCUCCCCGACGAACACACUCCGGGCCACGCGUACUUCGACCCCAACGACUUCCUGGAGGGCAUGCAGCAGGACAUCGAGCGCGAGGAGCUGGAGUACGAGGAGGUGGAUUUGUACCGAGCCAACAUCCAGGACAAGCUGGGCCUGACGAUCUGCUACAGGACCGACGACGAAGACGAGGCCGGGAUCUACAUCAGUGAGAUCGAUCCGAACAGCAUCGCCGCCAAAGACGGCAGAAUUCGGGAGGGUGACAAAAUCAUACAGAUUAAUGGUGUUGAGAUCCAGAAUCGGGAGGAUGCCGUCGCUCUGCUGACCAGCGAGAGCAACCAGAACAUCUCUCUGCUGGUGGCCAGACCGGAGAUGCAGCUGGAUGAAGGCUGGAUGGAUGACGACAGCAGGAACGACUUCCUGGACGACCUCCACAUGGACAUGCUGGAGCAGCAGCACCAUCAGGCCAUGCAGUUCACUGCCAGCAUGCUGCAGCAGAAGAAGCUGGAGGAGGACGGAGGCACCACAGACACUGCUACGCUGCUCUCCAACCACCACGAGAAGGACAGCGGCGUCGGCCGCACCGACGAGAGCACGCGCAACGACGAGAGCUCGGAGCAGGAGAACCUGGGCGACGACCAGACCACCGCCUCCAACACGCUGGGCAGCUGCAGGAAGCUGGCCUACAGCCAGGACACGCUGGGGAGCGGCGACCUGCCCUUCAGCAGCGAGCCCCUCAUCUCCGGGGACUACGCCGACACCGACUUCCUCGGCAUCCCCGCCGACGAGUGCGAGCGCUUCAGGGCGCUCCUGGAGCUGAAGUGCCAGAUGAGCGGAGCUCAGAGCCUGUACGGCCAGGGAGGGGCGGCGGCGGCGGCGGCGGCGGGGGCUCCAGACCAGGAGGGUGUGGACAAGGAGCUGGAGCUGCUCAACGAGGAGCUGCGCACCAUCGAGCUGGAGUGCCUGAACAUCGUCCGCGCUCACAAGAUGCAGCAGCUGAGGGAGCAGUGCCGCGAGUCCUGGAUGCUGCACAACAGCGGCUUCCGCAACUACAACACCAGCAUAGACGCCCGCCGCCACGAGCUGUCCGACAUCACGGAGCUGCCGGAGAAAUCCGACAAGGACAGCUCCAGCGCCUACAACACGGGCGAGAGCUGCCGCAGCACCCCUCUGACCCUGGAGCUCUCCCCGGACAACUCGCUCCGUCGAGGGGCGGAGGAUUCGGCCGGACCGUCCGCCGUCGCCGCCGGCUCCAACGGCCGGGCGCUCAAACCGCUGCUGUCCCCCGUCCAGGAGGCCUGUGGCCCGAGCCGUAACCGAGGCUCCUCCAAGGAUCCGGACGCACCGCCGCAGGCCGAGGGCAAGGAGAGGAAGCUGGGGGAGUCCGGUAAAAGUGGACGGAACUUCCAGCCCCACUCGCCUUACAAGCACGCCCACAUUCCCGCGCACGCCCAGCACUACCAGAGCUACAUGCAGCUCAUCCAGCAGAAGUCCGCCGUGGAGUACGCGCAGAGCCAGAUGAGCCUGGUGAGCAUGUGCCGGGACCCCAUCGGCCCCGGCGACCUGGAGCCCAAGAUGGAGUGGAAGGUGAAGAUCCGCAGCGACGGCACGCGCUACAUCACCAAGCGGCCCGUCCGGGACAAGCUGCUGAGGGAGCGCGCCAUCCGCAUCCACGAGGAGCGCAGCGGGAUGACCACCGACGACGACGCCCUGAGCGAGCUGAAGAUGGGCCGCUACUGGAGCAAGGAGGAGAGGAAGCAGCACGCGGUGCGCGCCAAGGAGCAGAGGCAGCGCCGCGAGUUCAUGAAGCAGAGCCGGGCCGACUGUCUGAAGGAGCCGCCCGGCCCCGAGGACAAGAAGGAGCCCAACAUCAUCGAACUCAGCCACAAAAAGAUGAUGAAAAAGAGGAAUAAGAAAAUAUUUGACAACUGGAUGACUAUCCAGGAACUGCUGACCCACGGUACCAAGUCGCCGGACGGCACGAGGGUUUACAACUCGCUGCUGUCGGUGACCACAGUCUGAGCGUCCCGCAGGAUGGACUGUACAUAGGACCCUACCUGCCCUGUUCAAUGUGGCAACAUGCUGUACAUAGGAAAUGAGGACGGACGUUUUCCACCUCGGUGGUGAGAAGAAGCUCCUUCAAAUGCCGACAUGAUCUUUUUCCGUAGCGUUUUCUACCUUUUGGCUCACUCUUUUGGAUACUUUUGGAAACAAAACCACAGCAUUGGACAUUUUUGGAAGGUUUUUAAACACAGAAAAAGCCAGCAUUUACACGAUUUUACAUUAUUUUGUUUCGUACUAUGUUAUCUUUUACCAGUAUUUUACUGCAUACUUAAUGCUUUUAUGGAAACAAUGCUAUUUUCCUGCAAGGUAGAACACAUAACCCUUUUCAAAAGGACUUUUGUAAAUUGAUUAAAAAAAGAAAGAAAUACAGAUUUUGUAUGAAAUUCACUUUUUUUCCAGUUUGUUUCUUGAAUGGUGCUGAUUUCCCAAAGCAGAAGACCACCAGCGACGUACCAUCUUUUACAUAAUGUAGACGACAUCGUAACGUGAUAUCAUUGUGUAUGUAUUCGCAGAACGACGCUUCUCGCGUUGUUGAAAUUGAAAUGCCUGUUUUUGCUCAAGCACGCAUCGUAGUCGCUUUCGUAGGGUUCCAUGUAUUGAACGGAGUAACGGCUUAAAACCCUUUUAGUUAGCCACACAAUUUGAUGUCCUGUAAAAUGAGAGAAAUAAUAAAUUAUUGUUUUAUAUAUGAA
This is a messenger RNA of Salarias fasciatus (jewelled blenny), 4003 nucleotides long. It is a transcript of the gene pdzrn3b, whose product is annotated as PDZ domain containing RING finger 3b. The transcript is spliced from 10 exons. Gene Ontology annotation, molecular function: protein binding; ubiquitin protein ligase activity. Lineage: Eukaryota; Metazoa; Chordata; Actinopteri; Blenniiformes; Blenniidae. The record is from RefSeq and is a predicted model, not a curated record. Gene Ontology annotation, biological process: protein ubiquitination; neuromuscular junction development. The coding region runs from base 108 to 3269 and encodes 1053 amino acids.